Molecule: messenger RNA, 1596 nt
Organism: Fusarium redolens
Lineage: Eukaryota; Fungi; Ascomycota; Sordariomycetes; Hypocreales; Nectriaceae
Exons: 4
Coding region: 1-1596 (531 amino acids)
Biological process (GO): regulation of DNA-templated transcription; DNA-templated transcription
Cellular component (GO): nucleus
Molecular function (GO): zinc ion binding; DNA binding; DNA-binding transcription factor activity, RNA polymerase II-specific
Source: RefSeq, a predicted model, not a curated record
AUGUCUCGCUCCGUGUCAUCUUCACGGGGCUCUGAGUCUCCAAUGGAGCCUGAACGUGCGCACAGAGCCUGUGAAAAGUGUACUCGUACCAAAAAGAAAUGUGAUAAAGCAUUGCCUGCUUGUUCUCGCUGUACGAGGCUUGCAACUACGUGCUCCUAUGAUUUUAUCUACACGGCCCCAACAACCGCUGUUGUGGAACCUGGAUAUCUUGCAGGAUCUACACCCAAAGAAGCAUAUGGGCAGGGUAUAUUCGACCCUGCUUUUGAUGUUUCCAGCUCGAUGAUAAUGGCGUUGUUGUCAUCACGCAACAUCCCUUGGCGCGAGGCAACCGAACGCUACUUUGAGACGAUGAAUCCCUGGUUCUCUGUAAUCCAUCCGGAACUCUUUGCCAUCCGCACGGACAACAUAGGCUCCGGCUCCAAUGCCGAUCAAGGACCCCGCGAUCCUGCUGUUGCCCUCCUGAUUGUUUGCAUGCAGCUCGUCUCUCAGUACGAUGAUGAAGCUGCUGCCGCGAGCACCAGCGUCAAUGAGGGUAAGGACAUGAUCGAGAUGCCAGCCUACAGGGCCGCCAAACGAGUCCUGAGCGUCUUACGUGGUCUUUCUGCUCCUAGCAUUGAACUUGUCCAAUGUUCCAUCCUGCUGGCACUCUUUGAGUUUGGUCACGGUGAUGUAAUGCGUGCCUAUGUGAGUAUUGGAGAUGCCAACACCAUGGCCAUGGUCUUGCGCAUCGGCCCUGGAAAGUAUAUCGAAGCUGAGCGAGAAGCCAAUAUUCCUUAUGAGGAGGAAGAACGUCGCUGUGUCUACUGGAGUCUUUUCGUUCUCGAUCGUCUCAUUCAUGUCGAUUGUUCUCUCAUCCAUAUGCCUCUUCAAGUGCCAUCGCCAGCCGCCGAUGAUCUACUGCCGACAAGCAAUCUUAUUUGGCACAAUCAGAAUCAAUCGCCUACGCGUUCUGUUCAGCGGCACCCUGCGAGCGUGGCGCCUUCGGUACCUCUGGGACCAUUUCAAAGAAACUGUCAAUGUGCAAUGCUCUAUACAAGAGCCUAUUCUCCUAAACCCCAAGGGAACCCCGAUGCCUUGUUAGAGGAGUAUGUCGAGCUUGAUAUUGCAACACGCGCCCUCGUCGAGGCCAUGAUCAUGCAGACUUCUCGUUGGGGGGAUUUCUACGAGUGUUUCGCGACUUGUACAUGCCUCCUUCUAUUCCUUUACUGUCGCCAGCUUCGUGCCGCCAACACCAUAUCUGCUGCAGGACCCUUUUCCCCAACCGCCGAUGACAUCGCCCCUAAAGCCAUCGCCGGUCUUAAUUUCACAAUUCGUAUCAUCGCCGACACUACGACCGACUUGAACGACCAACUCGCGCACCGCCCUCACCUCCUCGCUCCCUGCUCCCCUGUCACGCCAUACUCGGCAUACCACUGCCUCAUGGUCUUGAGCCACCUCGAGCAUCUAAUCCCUGAAGCUGACACAAGAUUUCACAACAUAUUUGCGUCACUGCACUUUUUUGCUAAGAGAUGGGGAGUCGCUGGACAACUUGUCAACAAGGUUGAACUGUUUCUAGCGGACGCUGACGAGACACAAUGGUGCUUCAUGGACGAAUGA